Messenger RNA from Cutaneotrichosporon oleaginosum, 1159 nucleotides. RefSeq lists its product as uncharacterized. The record is from RefSeq and is a predicted model, not a curated record. NCBI's taxonomy places the organism in Eukaryota, Fungi, Basidiomycota, Tremellomycetes, Trichosporonales, Trichosporonaceae.
CGCCCAAUGCCCUCCUAUCUCCUCGACUCGGCGCCGCCUCUCAAAUGUGGCGUUAUCGCUUCAGGCUAACAUCCCCCGAUCUCUGCAACCGGGCAUACCGGACUAGCCCGACCCGGCCCAGUCGCGCUGCCCACGCACCGGCCUCCGGACGUCCAAGAAAUUGUGCCAUCGUUUCACCCGACCCGAUGCAUGGUCCAGUGUCGAGUCGAUAGCAUAGCAUGGAGGAACUGCGAUGGCACGCCCGGGCCCAUAUUUUGGCAUCGUACUAUUCUCCUCUUGCUACUCUCUCAACACUGGAACAAGAUGCCGGACGGCGCUAUCGUCAGCAAGUUUAACUGGGUGUCGCUGUGCGACGAGGUCGACAAGAUCACGAACGACACCGAAUUCACCGAGGGCGAUUUUGAGAUCGUGUCGUCUGACAAUGUGCGCUUCAAGGUGCCCUCCUACCACCUCUUCGCUGCUUCCGCCGUGUUUGAGGGUGCUCAAGGCCUCGACAGUGACACCGAGCGCUCCAUCACGCUCUUCGACAGCACAAUUGAGACGGCCGAGGUCGUCCGUCUCUUCCUCCACCUUGUCGUGCACGGAAAAAUCGCCCUCGAGGGCUAUAUGCCGCACGUGAAGGAGCUCGUGCUCUUCCUCGGCAAGUGGGACUGCGAGCGCGCCAAGCGCCACCUCCUGGCCAAGCUCGAGAACGCGGUGCACCGCGGCGCCGUGCAGGCGCACAUCGCAUGGUUGGUCGGGGCGAACGCCGACGACCCCGAGAUCUGCCGCAUCGUCCUCGCAACAUACCCCGAUGCGACGUGGGUCGCACCGAAGGUCCAGGAUGGGAACCUGCUCUGGUCGACGCCAGGCGACUCGGCCUGGUCCCCGGCCAGCUGGAACCGCGGCUUCUGGGAGGACGCCCCUAAGAAGUACCUCUUUGCGCUCGCGCGCGCAUAUGGCAAGGGCGACUGCUCGAAGCUUGCGUCCGAGUUCGAGCGCUAUAUCAAGGUCAUCUCCGAGAUCUGAUCGCUUCGCGUCACGGCCAGGUGAUCUGCACGGCGUCGCUGGCGACGCCCACUCCAUCAUUUUCUGUUGUUAAUGCUUUUUUUGGGUUUUCAGUCUUCCCCGUCCAGCACGAGGAGAGGCUCUUUCUAGCAUGGUGUAUGUAACAAGUGAC